AUGACGACGAUGCAGCCGGACCAGCGACGUGCGUCAACAUCGAAGAGGGGGGGGGGGAGUGGUUCAAAGCUCGACAUGGCCCGUCUUUGCGCUACCGUGCUCGGGGCCUCGUAUUGGGCUGCAGGACGGCGGCGCAGGGCUUUGGCCUGCUGUGCUGUGGCGUGGACGUUUCGCGACGGGGAACCGGUGAUGGGAUGCCAAACGUGCUCUGGCCGUGAUUCGCCGUGGUUCGCCGUCGUUGGCCGUCGAUGGCCGUCGUUGACCGUCGUUGACCGUCGUUGA
Molecule: messenger RNA, 282 nt
Organism: Ustilaginoidea virens
Lineage: Eukaryota; Fungi; Ascomycota; Sordariomycetes; Hypocreales; Clavicipitaceae
Exons: 2
Coding region: 1-282 (93 amino acids)
Source: RefSeq, a predicted model, not a curated record